This is a messenger RNA of Vanessa tameamea, 5365 nucleotides long. RefSeq names its product ceramide synthase 6-like. Gene Ontology annotation, cellular component: membrane. The record is from RefSeq and is a predicted model, not a curated record. Bases 135 to 1241 code for a protein of 368 amino acids. NCBI's taxonomy places the organism in Eukaryota, Metazoa, Arthropoda, Insecta, Lepidoptera, Nymphalidae. The transcript is spliced from 8 exons. Gene Ontology annotation, biological process: ceramide biosynthetic process. Gene Ontology annotation, molecular function: sphingosine N-acyltransferase activity; DNA binding.
CCCGCACUCCGCGCUCCGUCCGUCAUUAAAUCAAAUUAGUAGCAGUCGAUGGAUAGAAAUUGGAUUUAUCGUUUAAUUCUAGUAUAUUAAUACUAGAUUUAGUGAUCUUGUUUACAUUAGUGAUUAAUAGCGAAAUGCUGCGGCCGCUUAUAGACGCGUUUUGGAAUGAAGAUGUGUGGCUACCACCUAAUUCUACAUGGGCCGACCUCGCGCCCCGGCCUGAUAAGGCUGUAAUUUAUACCGACCAUCGGCAUGUCUUCUUCCCAAUACCGUUAGCACUGCUUUUCAUAACUAUUCGUUAUGUACUAGAAAGAUAUGUAUACUCUCCGUUUGGAAGGUACUUAGGGAUUAAAGGCACGAAACCUAAGAAGCCCCCACCGAAUCCUAAACUAGAAGCAGCGUAUAAAGCCUCCCCUCGUACGAAACAGCAGCUAUGCGCCCUAGCGAAACAAUUGGAUAUGACAGAGCGACAGGUGGAGCGGUGGUGGCGCCUCCGUCGCUGUCAGGACAAGCCAUCGACCCUUGUAAAGUUCUGCGAGAAUGCCUUCAAGUUCAGCUUCUACGUUUGCAACUUCGUGUUCGGCCUUUACAUACUUUGGGACAAGGAGUGGCUGUGGGACAUUGACCAGUGCUAUAUUGGGUAUCCUCAUCAGGGUUUAACAAACGACGUGUGGUGGUAUUACAUGAUAUCAGCAGCGUUCUACUGGUCGCUGACGCUGUCGCAGUUCUGGGACGUGAGGCGCAAAGACUUCUGGCAGAUGUUCGUGCACCAUAUCGCUACCAUCGCGCUGCUGUCCUUCAGCUGGGUCUGCAACCUGCAUCGUAUCGGCACCCUCGUUCUGCUAUUGCACGAUUGUGCCGAUAUAUUUGUUGAGGCGGUGAAGGCAGCCAAAUACGCCCGCUACCAGAAGACUUGCGACACAAUGUUCUUGGGCCUGAUCGUGUCUUGGAUCAGCACUAGAGUUGGCAUCUUUCCGUUUUACAUUAUUUGGAGUACAUCGAUCCGAGCUCCUAUGCUGCUGCCAAUGUUCCCCGCCUACUACAUCUUCAAUUCAUUGCUCUGCCUGCUAUUAGUCCUGCAUAUUGUGUGGACGUGCCUUAUAUUGCAGAUCGCAUAUAACACUAUCAAGGCUGGCCAGAUGGAAGGUGACAUAAGAAGUUCGAGUUCCGAACUCAGUGACAGUCCGAAUCAUUCUAAUCACAGUUCGCCCUCGCGGGCCAAUAAUAAAAAACACACAUAAAUAUAACAUUAGCGGAACUCUAUUGCAAGUCUAUAGCUCCUCACUGGAUCUCGGGUAAUAUGUCUGCUAUUUUUAGAUGUAUUAUAUAAAAAUAAGCAAAUUUAAAUAUUGUAUUACGAGUUUCUUGUCUUUAACUUAUGUUCAUAUUGCUGAUUUUUAUCAAAGAAUAAUUUUGUCUAAAUAAUAUUAUUUAAUGACAUUCAUUAACAAAUUGAAAAGUAUUUACUCAUACAGAAUGAGAGUAUUAAUGGCAAGCAACAUAACCAAUGUAAUUACGAAUCAUAAUUGGUUUCAUGUAUUUAAAUUCUAAAGGAUAAUGAAAUCUAAACGACUUAUUAUAUUAGCAAUAGUAAUGCAUAUACUUCAUUUAAAAUAGACCUCCAUGCUAUGUUGGACAUUUGGUUGUAUGAUAUAUUAUAUAUACUAUCCAUCAACGAUUUUCUGUAGAAAACCCAAGCAACUUUGAGUCAGCACUAUAGUAUAUUCCAAAGGCAAUAAGUGUAAAGUUAAACAGACCUUAGAUUUACAUUACAAGAGCUCUGGUUUAUUGUGAACUACAAAUAUUUAUUAAUAUAUCUGCUUACAUAUAUAUUCCCUUUAAUUUUACUUCCAUAGUUCCAUAAAAAACUGCGCCUACAUUCAGAACCCCAAUUUCUCAUGAAUUCACAAAAUAAUACAACAGAUAAUUUUGAUCUCAACCAAUGAUGUCAUGUCAAAACAGGGUCAAAGUUAUUUAUUUAACUUUAUUACCCCUACCAUUGCAAUUGGCUGUAUGUGUGCUUGUAACCAUUAUAUUUUUAAAAAAAAAGUCAUAAUUUUUAAAUUAUGAAAAAUUAUAAACAUAUACUGAAACAACCAGAUAUGCUGCAAAGGCAGCAGAAUAAAUAUCAAAGAUAUUGAAUAUCAUAAAUGUUUUAAAAAAUUCAUCGUAUCUUUUUUUUUUUAUUAUUUCAAGUUGAGGUCACUGUGUUCUAAUUUAUAUAAGUGUGUGUAAGGGGGAGUAAUAAUAAUAAUAAUAAUAAAUUAUAAUAUGUUUGAUUCGACUUAACAUAUAAAAAUGUAUGUUAAUAUUUGAGAACACUUCCUCCUGCAUGUAUAUACAGUGUAUCGUGUUAAUUAAUGUAAGGUAAUUAUAUUUAUACAUGUUACAUGUUUGUAUAUAAUGUAGUCAUUGGAACUUUAAACAACUAUCUACGUGCUGGGACCACAUAGUUGGAUUUUAGACUUUUAUAUUCACGUUUUUUUCAAGGACAAUGUUUACAUUCCUGCCAUACAUAUGUAUAUAUAUCAUCUAUACACAGUCUCAAUAACAAAUAAUCGACAUAUAUUUUAUUUUUUUUUAAUUUGGCAAAUUUGCGUCUCUUGUACAAGUAGAUGGGCAAAUGUGCCACCACAUGAUAAAUGGUCCCUACUGCCCGUAAACAUUGGUGUUGUAAGAAAUAAACAAUUCCUUAACAAAUAUGUGACUAAUCUAGGAAGCUAACAUGUUAUGUCCCUUGUAAAUUGCUGGUUAAAUGAUUUUUUAUUGUUUUUACUUCUAUGUAGAAAUGUAAACAUUGUCGUUAUCUACUAAAACAAUAAUUCCUGAAGCUUCACCGACUAUUCUUAGUAUUUAUAGAUAGAUAGUUUAUAAACCAUAGGCAUUCUACAGUGUUGAGACUACGCGCUAUUCCAGUUAUACAAUUAUCAAAAGCAAAGCAUUUUAUGCAUUUAUAAUUAGAUUUUUUUUAAACUAACAAAUUUUUGGUUAUAAAUUAAAUUAAUAUGUAUUUUUAGAAAACGUUUUGACGUAAAAAUCGUGUCUAAUAAAUAUCAUCUACAAUUUUAGGCCGCAUACAGAACGAGACGGGUGUCUCUUUAACAUAAAAAUAGAUUUUGUAACGCUUCCAUAAUAAAUGAGAAUAUCAGUCAUAUGCAUUGUAUGCUACAUACACUGGCUACAUACACAUAUAAAUUCAAUAAACUGAUUCUAGAUUUGUAGGCGGUAUAGAAAAAAAAAGUUGUGAGAAUAUUCGUUUCGUAAUUGAAAACAAUCAAACAUAAAGUCAGGGAAUGUUUUGUUAAAUACCACAGGUUAUAAAAGUAAAGUAAAAAGUAAUAAUUCCAUAAAUAAUAAGUAAUCACAAACAAACAGUAUACGAAACGAUAUUUCUCUACAUUGUGAAGACCUAUAGAAAAAUGUAUCUAGAAAAUAUGUCUACUGUAGUGAAAUAUUUACAUGAUUUGCUUGUGAUUGUAAUAAUAAUCGUAUCUACUAUUUUCUGAACUAUUCCAUUUUUUUAUUUUUAUAACAUAUAAUAGGUGUUGAUAAAUAACUAUACAAUAUAUUUUGAACCAUUAUAUACCUUCGUAUAAAUUAUAUGAUAGAUGUUAAGUCUCGAAUAUGUUUCUGUAAUAUUUAUUACCUAAAUAGGUAUAUACAUAUAUAUAUUAUGUCAAUGUUCCAAUAAAUAGAACGUGUAGAGCGAUUACAAAACAACUUAAAUUUAUUUCAAUUAAAAAAUUCGUAGUAACAUUUGAUUUAACUACGUUCUGAAACAGUUCGAUAUUAAUGAUUUAACAUUUUUAUAACAAUUCUUCGUUUAUUUACAUAAACUCCAAUAUCGUGGACUAUGUGGUUUCAAAAAUUUUAUUAGGCAUUAUAAUUUAAUAAACAGUUAUAUUAUGCCUAUUAUCCACCAAAAGUUAUGAUUUUAUAUUAUAAUAUAGUAGAAAUAUUAAGUGUAGUGUAGUCAUUAUGUUUUUCUUUUUCAACUAAAGCGUUAUUUUUUUAAAUUCUAUAUAAAAUAAAUUUCAUUUGAAAGCUGUUCAGUAUGAAAUAAUUUAAUAAUAUGCUAUUUUUUAUCUAUCAAUCUUCCUCAGGUUUAGUCUAUGGAUAAUAUCCAUUGAGCCAUAAAUAAUUGUCUUCGUUAUUAGUUAACUUAGAUUUUAAUGAAACUUUGCAAAGUGAUCGUUUAUAUUUUUGCAUAAGUUUUGUUGAAAUUUAGAAUACCUUUAAAUUCUUCCUUAAAUAUCAAGGUCCAAAGACUACUCGUCGUAAAUAGAAGUUAUGUUUUACGGAUAAUAGAAUUAUAAGCACUUAAAACAUCUGCGAAUUUUUGUUUGAAUAAAUUCUUAGUAAAUUAUAAUCGUGUUUUUUUCGCUACUUCAAUGUACGCUAUGUAAUGUAGUGUAAGCAAUCGUGAGUUGAUCCAUUUAACAUCACACUAAUUCUUACGUUUUAAAAUAUUUCCAGAUUUAGUUUUGUCAACAGUAUUGUUUAAAUGAUAUUAUUUUGUCUAUAUUUAUGUGAAUUUUAAAACAUAUGAUUUAAUUAUCAUUGCACACUUCGAAGAAUAUUGUCCUCUUAAAUAAAAUUAGUUUUUUUUUCCUCAAAGCCUCGAUUGAGCUUGAAUGAUACUUCUAAAUGUUGUUAAUGUAAGCAUUCUAUAAAUUCAUAUAUCGAUGUUCAUUUAUUUUGUAAGUUUUACGAAAUUAGCCACUUACGCUUUUGAAUAAUUUUCGAUAAUAAUUCACAAAAAUAAUUUAUCUAUAUAUUCCAUUUACAAUUUAAACUGUGUUGGCUAAUUUUAAUCUAAUUUUAACAAGCAUUUUGCGGCUAAUUUUGUUACUAUUGUAACGUCUGUGUUGUGUUUAUGUCACAUUUACACGCUGCAGGCCAGACUCCCAUCUUUUAUACCUAGUCUUAAUCUAAUUCUGUUUACAUUUUUAAAUGUAUAUCGAUGAUAAAUUAAUAAGGUUUUUGCCUUAUUAUUUUACGAAGAUCGGUUGUGCCGUCUGCAGCGUGCACUAUAGACCUCAGCAAAACCUGAGUACUGAUAUGAUAUUGCUCAAUAUCUCGGGCUCGACUGAGCGCAUUAACAGUGUAAAAUGCUCUCUUUGUAAGCAGAAAUGUCGCAGGGAUGUUCUUUCGAAAAACAAUUGUGGUUGCCUAUAGCAGAUUACUUUUCUAUAAGAUAUAUUAUAUAAAUUAAAUUAAAUGAUUGACAGUGACAUUUUUUAAGAAUUAUUAUACAUAAUAAAUUUAAUUGCGUAUAUACAAAUUAUGCUAGAAUAUUCUGAGCUAAGUUGGCCUUUUCAAUAUUAGACUAUUUUUAUUAUCAAUAAUAGUGUUAAAGUGUGUG